This is a messenger RNA of Triplophysa rosa, 4215 nucleotides long. It is a transcript of the gene bag6l, whose product is annotated as BCL2 associated athanogene 6, like. Gene Ontology annotation, cellular component: BAT3 complex. The record is from RefSeq and is a predicted model, not a curated record. Bases 160 to 3657 code for a protein of 1165 amino acids. Gene Ontology annotation, molecular function: polyubiquitin modification-dependent protein binding; misfolded protein binding. Lineage: Eukaryota; Metazoa; Chordata; Actinopteri; Cypriniformes; Nemacheilidae. The transcript is spliced from 25 exons.
GUGACGUCCUUUCCUGGAACGAAUGGUUUGGGGUUAGCUAGCUGAUUAGCUAGCCAUGUCCCUAUAGUUGUUCAUUAAAUACAAUAUUUAUCAUUUGGAGCUCAAAAUCGCCGAUCUACCACAGCAGUAUAGAAAAAGAGACUGAGCCACAAAGGGACCAUGGAAGAGCCAGGAGCCACAGAGGUGACUGUGAAAACACUGGACUCUCAGAGUAGGACCUUUACUGUCAGGGGAGAGUGGACUGUGAAGGAGUUUAAAGAGUACAUUGCUUCCUCAGUUGAAAUCCCAGUGAAUAAGCAGAGGUUGAUCUACCAGGGUAAAGUGUUGCAAGAUGAAAGGACUCUCACAGAAUACAACGUUGAUGGAAAAGUCAUUCAUCUUGUGGAACGAGCGCCUCCCCAGAGCAGUCAGCCUGGGGGUGGAGGAAGUGGUGUUUCAGAUUCCUCUGGUGCAGCGGAUGGGGGAUCCACCUCAUCUCAGUCCUCCACUUUUACAGGGGCUCCACAUGACCGCAAUGCCAACAACUAUGUCAUGCUGGGCACAUUUAACCUGCCUGUGAACAUCAUGGAUCCACAGCAAAUUCAGAUGCAAGUGCAGCAGAUGCUGUCUGGUGUUGGAGAAACGGGGCGGAAUGUCAGGGUGAACACCAGCACGGGAGUGAGUGACCAACAAUUCAGAAACAGCAGCGGAUCUGUGGAUGUCCAUAUCAACGUGGACCAAUCAGCGCAGAGUGAACCCAGGAUGAGGCUCCAAAUGGCUGACAGCUUACUGCGAGAUACCCAGGCCUUAGUCCACAGACUUGAGGGUCCGUCAAGUGAAGCGUCACCUCAACAGGAUACACAGCCUCCUCAGUCUUCUUCAGCAUUCCCAGCUCAACAAAUGGACACCUCACCACCACCAUCCUCCUCAUCCUCCACAACACAGACAGAGGGACCAACUCACUCCGGACCCAAUCAGCCGAGCCCACUGGAGUUGGUGGAGGUUCUGUCAGAGGUGCGAAGGGUGGAAGAGCGACUCCGUCCCUUCAUGGAGAGAACUCACUCCAUCCUUGGAGCAGCCAGUUCUGCGGACUACAAUAACAAUACACAAGAACGUGAGGAAGAUCAACGCACUCUCAAUUUGAUUGGAGAAUCGCUUCAUCUCCUCGGCAACACCUUGUUGGCUCUUAGUGACCUUCGCUGCAAUUUAUCCGCUCAGCCACCCCGCUACUUACACGUGGUACGACCGAUGUCCCACUACACCUCUCCUCUUAUGAACUUUGGAACCACUGUCACCAUGACGUCCAAUGGCAGACAGACGAGUGAAAGUCAGGCACAGCCUUCUCAGCCCACUGGCCUAUCAGAGCAGCAGGGCCAGGCUCCUCCCCCUCCAUCCCCUGGAGCCAAUCAACAGACAGCCCAUGGUCAAGGGACUCCUAGAGUGAUCAGAAUUACUCACCAGACUAUAGAGCCUGUGGUCAUGAUGCAGAUGAAUCUGGAUGCAGAUUCAGACAGUGGAGCGCAACAGAACCCCAGCGCUGCUGGAGAGACUGGCACCACUGCGCCCCUCCACGUUCCAGGUUUACCACCAGAGUUCAUGCAGGCCAUCAUGCAUCAGAUCUCUCAGCAGGCUGUUGCCAUGACAACCUCAGCCUCUGCCAGGCAACAGGGGCAGCAGCAGGGCACUGCGGGCGCAGGUGCUCAGAGCAUGGUCCCUCCACCUCCUCAAGCCAGGGUGAUAAUCACACGACCCUCCUUAUCCCCACGCGUUCCCCAGUCCGCAGGCACCAGGGGGACUACCAUCAACGUGCGGGCAACAGUGCCCCCUUCAGCAGGACAACAGACUGGCCAAGGUAGUCCUGUGGCAUCCUCUCCUCUCACACAGAUGGUCAGUGGUUUGGUUGGGCAGCUUUUGAUGCCAUUGCACACCGGUGACCAGACAUCUACUACCUCCUCGUCCCAUUCCUUUACCUUCUCUGCCCCCCCAUCCUCUGCCAACACAUCUGCCCAGACUUCCACCCACACCACCAGUACAGCGUCUGUGGGUCAAUCCCAGGUGGGCAACACUGGGGAUAGCCUCGCACAGCUGCUGAGCUCUUUCCUGGGUGGAGCUGCAGGGGCCAAUGGAGGAGCUGCUCCUGGUGGAGGUGCUUCCUCUGUUACAGUGACUGUUCCGGGGGUCUCUGCCUUCAUUCAGGGCCUGUCUGAGUUUGUUCAGUCUGGACAGCCUGUGUUUCCUCCUCCAAACCACCAGCCUCCACCUGCACAAGCCACAACCACUGCCCCCUCAGCGGCUGCCUCCACCACUCCUCAGCCUCCUAGUGGAGGUGGGGAGACCAUCAGCCCUGAGCUUUUCACAGGCAUCGUGCAGGGAGUCCUUUCCACCAUGAUGGGCUCUCUUGGAGCCGGUCAGGGCAACACAGUGAGCAUCGCCCAGUUUGUCCAGAGACUCUCCCAAACCAGCAAUCUCUUCACACCUGGGACUGGAGAUGCAGUGGGUUUCUUUGGAGAUCUGCUUUCUCUGGUGUGUCAGAGCCUCUCUAUGGUGGACAUGGUUCUGCUCCUGCAUGGUAAUCCUCAGCCUCUGAGCCGCAUUCAACCUCGGCUCACAGCGUUCUUCACCGAGCACUAUCUGCAGGGCCGGGAACCCACAGACGCCAACAUAGCUAGUGCUGCCGAGGAUCUGAUCAAUGAACUAGAGGAGUAUAUCGCAGAGAGUUUUUCCAUAGUGACUGUUCGAGAAGGAGUGGACAUCAUCCAAACCAACACAUCUUUCCUGAGACAGCAGUUCACACGCAUGGCCACUCAUAUUCUGCGCUGCACAGAUAAUACGUUUGGACACCGUCUGCUGUACCUGUGCACUCAAGGUCUCUUUGAGUGUCUGGCUCUCAAUCUCUACUGCUUAAGAGGAGACCAAAGGGCUCUCACUGCUGUCGUCAACCAUCGCAUCAGGAGGAUGUCGGCAGAAGUGAACCCCAGUCUGGUAAACUGGUUGACCAGUAUGAUGUCCAUGAGGCUGCAUGUAAUUCUAGAGCACAAUCCAGUUACAGAAGACCAGAUCCAGCAUUAUGUUAUCUACAGACAGAGCGAGUCCUCUCAGAGAACAGAGUCAGAUGCACAAGAGCAGAACUCGAGUCUGGAGAUGGAGGAAGGUCUGUUUCCUGCUUCAGCUACCACUGCAGAAGAAGUCCUGGUCUCCUCAAGAGAUGCCGCCGAUCGUGAAGAACCACCACACAGGCCAGAGGAGACGCGAGGUGCAGUAGCCAUGACAUUGACAGAAAGGGAGGAGUCAGGAGAGGUGGAGCCAUGGGCUGCAACUGUUCCACCUGAAUGGGUGCCCAUCAUAAGACAUGAUAUGUUGACACAGAGGAAGAUGAAAGCACAGCCGCCUCUUUCUGACGCGUAUUUGCAUGGAAUGCCAGCCAAGAGGAGAAAGACAGCACAGGGAGAGGGUCCUCCCCUCUCUCUCGCCGAGGCCGUGAGCCGAGGUGCCCGGGCAGCAGGGGUGCGACCUGUAACUACCCCUGAUAACCUGCAGGGGGAGCUCGAGGCAUCAGAGAUACAAGAAGCAUACACACAACAGGUCAGGAGCGAUAUAAAGAAAAGACUGAGUGACGAUCCAGACUACAACCAACAGCAGUUUCCUAACACGCAUAGAGCUUUCUCUGAGGACUUCUGACCGACAGCUCAGUUCACACAUGUGGCUUGUCUUUGUGUUCGCAUGGAACAGCCAAUAACAUCUAACAUCUCAUGCUAUGGGGGAACCAGCUUUUGAAAUCUGCAUCAGACACAUUCCAACUCAUAUGUCAAGCCAUAUGUGUGGAUAGGGACUAAAUAUAGACAGCCUGUGAACUAGAGCAGCUACAGAUGAGCUGUAUCGCUCGGAAUAAACUAGUUCAACUGAUAAACACAGAAAUAGCUUCAAUAUUCUUAAUGUCUCUGCGUAUUGUAAAUGAGCUGUAUAUUGUUGUAAUAAGUUGUUUUAAUAUUGACAAUAGUAGCAAUUGUAUUGUAUUACAGGCUAAUAUUUGGUGAGAUAAAUGGGAUGCCAAGUUAGAUCCAAACAUGUUGAACAUGAAUGCUCACUUCUUUACUGAGGACUUGAAGUAUUUGAGCCAUAGUGAUGCAUAGCUGGUAUUAUUUCUUGCAUGCCAAACACAUCUUGUUGGCUGCUAUGUCCACGUUUCCCAUUAUUGUGGAUGUUGAAAUAAAAGUGUAGAAUUACUUUUUAAACGAA